UUCUGUUACACCAACCAUCUAUGGAACAACCACUGACCCCACAUCCACAUUCUACUACAGUUCCUCAGUGGCCACCCCAGCUGCCUGUAGUCCAUCCUCUAUCAGUUCACCACUAUCAGCCUCCACCCCACCCACAGCAGCCAAUACCACAGCAGUGUUUACACACACAGCCCCGCCCACAGGAAGCAUUGCAGGCAACACAGCAGCAGCACCGGCUGUCCCAACCUCCACAGCGGCAGCAACAGAUCCAUCUAAAUGGACAGGUAUUGCCAAACCAACAGCGGCAAAACAACCAGCUAUAUUCACAGUCACAGCCCUUCCAUCCACAGCAGCGACAGCAACAACUGUGUAACAGACUGAAGCACAUGCAGGUGGAUGGGACUGGGACGGGUUCAAUGACAGAAAGACAAAAAGACAUCACCAAGCAGCAGCAGCAGAUUCCUCUGUUGUUCAACGUGGAGCAGCCAGGGGGGCUCCAGACUCACCACAGCCACCCCCAACAUGGGCACCUCUGCCUGGGGGAAGCUUCCCUGGGCCUGGGCCUCCACUACAGGAACCAGCUGAACAUUGUGUCGGUUAGCCGCUCCCCGGAGCUCUCCUCCUAUGUACCCACCACGGGCCUCCAGAGCCAGAGGGUGGACGGAGAGCUCCCGCCCCAGGAUUUGGAGGAGUUGCUGGGCAGCCUGGAGUCCACUGGUCCCCGGGGGAUAGAAGAUGGUAGGGGAGCGCACCAGUGGAGUGUGGUGGAGGCCCUGGGUGUGUUUCAGCAGCAGGGGCACCUCCCUGACGGCCAAGCCCAGUCUCAGGCCACCAGCACGGGCUGGGCUCAGCACGCCUAUCCCCUGGCUGUGGGGUUCAGCCGGGUCAACAGAGCAGAGCGGCCAUUCACCGCACAGGUAAGAAAGGUGACACUAACCUGGGUAGUGUUCAUUAGGCAGCAAACAGGUAAAAUGUUGUGAAACGUAAAGCGGGUCCUACCUGAACUUGUCUAGUAAGAACGCUAAUAAUAAACAAUUAUAAUUGGCUACAUUGUGCCCCACUGAACAGGCCCCUGAACUAAUGAUAUAAAAUGUUAGGCCUAUAUGCUUUACUUCCUCUAGCUAUAGGCUCAUCAUAUGAUCGUUGAAUACCAACAGCACAUACAUACUCGCGCAUCAGAUUUAACAAGAAUUAGACUUUAGAAAUAGAAGGUCAUUAUCAUUUGACCAUUGAAAGCCAGUGGGUAUUUACACAUCAAGGGCAAUUUAGACCAGAAAAAGGAGGCUUAGCGAAGUCGGACAUUUCCUCUGUUCCAGUUCCAGAACGGGAGCCUGAAGGAGGCUGGCCCAGACCCUGGCCCUGUACCCAACCCUGGGUCCUCUAGGGGGGCAGACCCUGGCCCUGUACCCAACCCUGGGUCCUCUAGGGGGGCAGACCCUGGCCCUGUACCCAACCCUGGGUCCUCUACGGGGGCAGACCGUGGACAUUCAGCAGCAGCGGGGCAGCCAACGCACCAGCCUCCCCCUCCCUCCGCUGAGAGCAGGCCCUACCCUGACCUCCCUCUGAGGGGAUUCAUGUGAGACUGAAGGCCCUCCUCCCUACUAGUGCACUAUAUAGAGGAUAGGGUACAAUUUGGGAUUCAAUCUUAAACAGGAGCCAGGGAAUGUCUGGGAGUAUGGAGGACUUGGACUGGAGAGGUGUGCCUCACUUCGUAGAGCAUGACACAUGCAACGCCAGGGUUGUGGGUUCGAUUCACACGGGGGACCAGUAUGAAAAUGUACUGCUGUAAGUCGCUCUGGAUAAGAGCGUCUGCUAAAUGGCUAAAAUGUAAAUGUAAAAAUAAGAGUAACAUCCAGAGAGACUGUCUGAAUGUCAGACAGCAGGCAGUGGGACAGUGAGAGACAGACAGGCAGACGGAGGAAGACCAGAGGAACUGUAUGAUAUGCAUAGAAAUGUAAUGGACUAACGACCUUUUUAGAAUUUUGGUUUGCUUAAAAAAGAAAACUAUUGUCAGCCAUUUUGUUUGUCCAGAAAAACAACCCAUUGGUGCAGUCGUGGUUUACUGGUCAGUGUGUCAGCAUGCACUGUCAUGA
Messenger RNA from Coregonus sp. 'balchen', 2072 nucleotides. Lineage: Eukaryota; Metazoa; Chordata; Actinopteri; Salmoniformes; Salmonidae. The record is from the annotation of a GenBank genome assembly.